AAUAUAACCCUAUAGACUGUAGAAUCAUCUAACUAAUUAAGGUUUAGUACCACCUUCAACUUAUCAUGUUAUUUAUAGUUUAAAAAACAAGUUCCAGGUUCCCCGGACGGAAAAAUCUCACCAGAAAAUAAAACACCAGAACCGCUAACCGAAUUGGGACUGCACUGGAAAAAUUGUGAGACAGUCUUACCGAACUAAGCCAAAACUGAAACUUGUAAUUACAACACAUCAAUUUGAUAUCGAUACCAUUACCAAUUGAUUCAACAUCAAUUAAUACUGUGUGUGUACUGUACUAUAGUGGUGAGUUAUACCAAUUGAUCUAGUGGACAGCGUCACGUGUAUUGUUUUUCCAGUUCUGUUCGACUUGAAUGUCAGAUAUUUGGAAUCAAAUUAGAUUGUUAAUAGUAAGUGGCAGCAACAUCAACAUCAACAAAAACAACCUUCAAACUAUACCUAAAGGUUCUGGUUCAAACACUGGGAUUAUAGAUAGUAUUGUCAAUUAUUGGCAUUCAUUAACUUUAAGAAAACAACGAUUAUUAAUCCUUCAAAGUUCCAUUGUAUUCAGUGUAGUGUAUUAUAUCUUAUCACCAUCCAUCACAUCUCAACCACCAAUGUUUUCAAAACGACCAGAUAAGUAUACUACAGGGUUUAUCAAUCUUAGAAAUGAUUGUUUUGCCAAUAGUUCCCUUCAAGCUUAUCUGUCAUUACCUGGGUUAACUGAUUAUUUGAAUAAAUUCAUUAAUAAUUUCCAAAAAUUAAAUCAAUUCAUUAUUGAUAAUAAGAUUAAUAUUCAUCAAGUUAUUGAAGAUAAAUUAACUAUUUAUAAAGAAUCAAAUAAAAAAGAUCAUCAUUCUGAAUCUUCUUCAAAAUUUAAAAAUUCAAAUACAAAAUUCUCCAUCCCUUUACAUUUCGCUUUAGCGGAAAUUAUUAAGAAAUUACAAGAAACUCAAUUAAGUUCAAGAACCAUAAGUGUAUGGACGUUUUUACAUUGUUUAGAAUCGAUUUUUAAUGCUAAAAUAUCAAGAUCUCAACAUGAUGCUCAUGAAUUAACUCAAUUAAUCAAUGAAACUUUAGAAAAUGAAAAUCUAAAAAUCAUGAAAUUAUUAUCAUUCAUUAUAAAACAUUUACAUAAAUAUAUUAAUAAUCCAAACCCUCAUGAAUAUGAUUUAUUACAAUCAAUCAUUAUUCCUGAAUUCCCCUUUGGUGGUUUGUUAUUAUCUCAAUUCCAAUGUGCAAAAUGUAAUGGGGUUUCAACUCCUAAAUUUUCCCCAUUUACCAUGAUUACCAUCCAUGCUCCUGAGAAAUUAUCAUGUGAAUUGGAUACUUUAAUCGAACAGAAUGAAAGUGAAACUAUUGAUGGAUAUAAUUGUUUGAAAUGUAGAAUCGAUGCCAUUGUCCAGAAUGAAAAACUUUUAAAUCGAACAAUAACGGAUGAAGAUGAAUUAAAUCAUAUCAAUGAAAUUAAAAAGAUCUUUGGGGAAAAUUUUAAAACUUUCUGUAUAAAUGAAGAUUUACCAACUUUAUUAGAAACAUAUAUAAAUCAAUAUCAAACUCAAACGUUAAAUGGAUUUCAAAUUUCUCAAAUAACUUCAACCGUGAUAAAGAAAACCCAAAUUUUAAAACCACCCCGGAUUUUUGGGAUUCAUUUAUCAAGAUCAUCAUUUAAUGGAGUGGACAUUACGAGAAAUUCAUGUCAUGUAUCAUUCAAAGAUAAUUUGAAUCUUAGUAUUGGGAAAGAAUAUCGUGAUCGUCUUAAGGAUUUUCAAGACCUGAUUAAUAAUCAAGAACAGGUUGAAUUCAAUGAGAUUAAAUCAACUAAUGUUUUAACUCAUGAUCUUAAUGAUGUGGAAGAUGAAGAUGUUCAAAGGGAAGAUAUUGAUGAGAAGGGGAAUGAAGAAAAUGAAGAAGACGAAGAGGAAGAAGAGGAAGUGGACGAUGUGGAUGCUGAUUCUAAUACUUCUAGUACGGAUGAAAUUCCUGAAGGAGAUGAAGAUAAAGAAGAUGAUAGUAAUCCAUCUUCUAGAGGUACUUCAGUGGGGUCAAAAACUUCUCAAACUACUAUUCCUCAUAGUUCAAGUACAACUGCAACUAGUGCAGAUUCAACCUCCAAAACCAUUAAUAAUGCUCCUAUUUCCACUGCUCAAGAAGAUGAUUUAAGAGAUCAUUUCAAAAAAUUUAAAUUCAAUGAUAAUGACAUUUAUAAAUAUAAAUUAAAAGCUAUGAUUAGACAUCAAGGGUCUCAUACCCAAGGACAUUAUGAAUGUUAUAAACGUAAACCACUUUAUGCCAAGGAUAAAGAUGGAAAUAUCUUUAAAUUAACUCCCGAAAUCAAUAUUGAUGAUGAUUAUGAUUUAACUGCUAAUGGUGGUGAUGGAGAUGAGAAUUCUAGUACUCUUAUGAAUAAUACUACAAGUAUCAAAACUACAGGUUCAACCCCUAUGAAGAGAAGAUUAUCAAGUAUAAUGGGUAGUAAACCUUCUAUAAUCUAUCAAACCAAUACCGAAGAAUCCAAUAUUGAAGAAAUUAUUAAUUCAGGAUUAGCUACUCCUGCUGAAUUUUUAGUUCAUGAAUCAGUUAAUCAUAUAGAUGCAGCAUUUGCAUCUAGUUUAACUGAAGAUGCAUUCAAUAAGAAACAAUCUGACCAAGCUUCAUCAAAAGUUAAAAUGAAGAAAAUCCCUUCCAUCAUAAAGAAUCCUUAUUGGAGAAUAAGUGAUUCAAAUGUGAUUGAAGUUUCGAAACGUCAAGUUUUAGUAGAAACUUCAAGUGUUUAUAUGAUUUAUUAUGAACGUGUUGAACGUAAACAAAUCAAAUCCCGUCAUCAUUCAUGAUGAUAAUAAUAAUUCUUUACUCUAUCUAUUUAUUCCUUACUAUCUUUACUUAUUAUCCUAUAGACUUUAUUCUCGUGUGUAUUAUCUUUAAAAUAAAAUAAAAUUACUUUUCGUUAUAUAGUUCUUUUUGCGGCUUCACAGAAAAAAAAAAAAAGCAACAAAUCUAAAAA
This is a messenger RNA of Scheffersomyces coipomensis, 2998 nucleotides long. RefSeq names its product putative ubiquitin-specific protease. The record is from RefSeq and is a predicted model, not a curated record. Gene Ontology annotation, molecular function: cysteine-type deubiquitinase activity. Gene Ontology annotation, cellular component: cytosol; nucleus. Lineage: Eukaryota; Fungi; Ascomycota; Pichiomycetes; Serinales; Debaryomycetaceae. Gene Ontology annotation, biological process: protein deubiquitination. Bases 369 to 2828 code for a protein of 819 amino acids. The transcript has a single exon.